Molecule: messenger RNA, 585 nt
Organism: Rhizophagus irregularis DAOM 181602=DAOM 197198
Lineage: Eukaryota; Fungi; Glomeromycota; Glomeromycetes; Glomerales; Glomeraceae
Source: RefSeq, a predicted model, not a curated record
UUGAAGAACUUCGUAAUACACUUAAAGAGGAUAUUUCUUUUACAGUAUUUAAAUGUACAAAUAAAAGGUUAUUAGAAUUAUUAAAAUAUAUACCCGAAAAAGAAGGUGGAAAUACUUCAAAAUUUAUUUCAGAUUUUCGUAAAUUAUGUUACAAUUCUGAAAUUAAUGAUAUACGAGAGCAAAAAAAUUAUUUUUGUAAUACACUUCCAAAACUUCCAAAUAAGAAUGAUACCGAUUGUUAUAAUUAUCUUCUGGAAUUUAUCAAGAGAAGGGAGAAAAUCAAAUCAAUGAAUGAUUUAGUUAAAGAAUUCGUGGAAAUUAUUACAGUUGAAUUAAAUUUAAUUAAAAAUGGAUCUAUUGUAGCUUUAAAGCACGUUGUUACAGGAAAAUAUUUAAGUUCGAUUGAAAAUUUACGUUAUACAACUGGAAGCAUGAAUCAGCUGGUAUAUCUAUUUAUACAUUUCUUUUUAUUACAUCAAUAAUUAACUUUAUUCAAUUAUUUUAGGCUUUUGCGGGCAGCCCAGAGCCUGAUCUAAAUGCUUUAUGGAAAAUCGAAUUUAGUGGAAAAUUAGCUAUGUAUAAUAA